Messenger RNA from Theobroma umbraticum, 1016 nucleotides. Its product is annotated as ribosome biogenesis protein. Gene Ontology annotation, biological process: maturation of SSU-rRNA from tricistronic rRNA transcript (SSU-rRNA, 5.8S rRNA, LSU-rRNA). The record is from RefSeq and is a predicted model, not a curated record. NCBI's taxonomy places the organism in Eukaryota, Viridiplantae, Streptophyta, Magnoliopsida, Malvales, Malvaceae. Gene Ontology annotation, cellular component: 90S preribosome; nucleolus; preribosome, small subunit precursor.
CUAGCUCUCUCCGAGUAUCAGUAAUCAAAUCCUAAAACCCUCCCUACCUUUGGUUUCUCCAUUCUGAGAUUUUAACCUUGGAAGUUAUUCAAACAUGGGGAAAGCAAGCUCACGGCCAGAUCCUUCGUCUAAAGCCGAUAAAAAAUUCGAAAAGAAGCUCCAGUUUUAUUCCAAGGUUAGAGAUACCGUUGCCUCGUUGACGGCCUCGAAGGGCAUAACAAAGAAGAAGAAACUUCGAAGCCGACAGAGGAAAUUGAAAGCAUAUGAUCUCUCUGCCCUGUCAGAGUUUCUUCCUGAGUUGAAAGCUCCCAAAGAACCAACUCCUGCUGCUGAAUUCAAGCUCAAUUGCAAAUCUAGGAAAGAAUUAAUAUUGAGGGAGGGAAAACAAUUGAGUGCAGUUCUUAAGCAUCCUGCUUUCCAAGCUGAUCCACUGGCUGCCAUUCAUCAACAUUUACAGAGCACACAGCCUGUUUUAGAUGAGAAACCAAAGAAAAAGGCAAACAAAAAUGGAGGAAAGAAAAAAAAGAGUAAAAAAUCAAAGGCUUCAUCAGGGUCUCGAUCCAUGGAUUUCUAGAUAUGUUGGUGUUCCUUCAACAGCUUCUAAUAUGUUUGCAAUUGAAUUUCUCAAAUUUUGCCCAUGUAUUUUAACCUCAUUGAAAAUUGUUAGCCACUUCCCUUUUCCUGAGGUGUGAUGUAUUUCACUGAUCUCUUUUUUGACAAUGUGUUUACACCUUUGUGACACCCUUUGAUAGAAUACUAAAGGUAAAUAGGAGAAAUUUUGGUGAACUAUCUCAUUGCAGGAUGUCUAUAGCUUCGGUCUACUGCUCAUGGAUGAAACAGUAUUGAGAAGAACCCUUUUUAUUUUAUCUAGUAUUAUCAAUCAUGUUAUCAAUGGAUGCCUAAUAGAAAGAGGCCCAACUUGCACAUAUAUUUCCUUUGAAAUAUUGUUGUUUGAGUUGUUCAAGUUGGAGAUUUUGAGGCAGGAGGAAAUCUUUUUACCUUUGCUUCUUUUUUCA